UUCCAAUACGUUAGUUAGUUAUCUGUCUGCCAUCAACAUAUCACAUUAUCAUCACAUUGCUUGCGCGCAAAUCACAGAUAGAGAGGGGAGGGGUACGUCUGUCUGUCUGUCUGUUCACUUAUACAUACAUACCUCACACGCCGUAGGCGCUAGAAGAGCGGGAAAAAGAAAAAAAAAAGAAAAAGAGAAAAAAGAGAGAUGGUAGCGGAUGCGGACGGCAAGACCUCCCCGGUCUUGUCCCUGGUCGCCGGCGGCAUCGCGGGGGGUGUCGAGUCGGCCUGCACAUACCCCUUCGAGUUCGCAAAGACCCGCGUGCAGCUAUACGGCCAUGAGGGCAUUAGAAACCCGUUUAUGGUCGUUGCCAAGGUGGCGAGGGAGGAGGGCCUGCGCGCGCUGUAUAAAGGCUGUUCGACUAUGAUAGUGGGCUCCAUCGGCAAAGAUGCAGUGCGCUUCGUCGCCUUCGACAGCAUCCGGUCUCUCUUCGAAGACCCAGCGACGCACCGGUCCACUACAGCGCAGUCCAUCGCGUCCGGCAUGCUAACCGGCGUCGUAGCGUCUACCGCCAUCGUCACGCCCUCGGAGCGCAUAAAAACCGCUCUGAUAGACGACGCCCGGACGACGCAGCGCUUCCGGUCGCCAGCGCACUGCAUUGCGUCCUUGUGGCGAGAGCAGGGCCCCGUGCGUGCCCUGUACAGCGGGUACACCACCACGACGCUCAAGCAAGUCGGCACGACUGGGUUCCGGCUGGGCUCGUACGCCGCGCUGAAGGACUGGGAGCGCGGCCACGGGAUCCAGGUCGAUGGCGCGGUCGCUAGUUUUGCGAACGGCGCGUUUGCCGGCACGCUGACUACGCUUGCCACGCAGCCUUUCGAUACGGUGAAGACGAAGGCGCAGCAGGCGCGUGCGGUGCGCACGAUGGAUUGUGUGCGUGCUAUUUACGCCGAAGACGGCGUUAGGGGUUUUUGGCGUGGGACUGUGAUGAGGCUUGGGCGCACCGUUAUGGCGGGUGGGAUAUUAUUUACGGCGAAUGAACAAGCGCUUAAGCUGUUGAAGAGCGUGUUUGGGUAACGUCAAACUCCUAGAUGUGUCUAGAUUAGCGUUAUUGCUCCUUGUAUACCUACUCUAUAGCGUAGAUUGCUUGAUGUUAUAUAACCUCUAGUCAUAGAUAUCAAGAACAGAUAGACUUAGAUAGGCGAAUAAAGGUAGCCAAGAAGAGGUCCUGAUCAUAUCUUAGGUUAUAGCCACUGGAUAUGCUAGUUACCUACGC
Messenger RNA from Daldinia vernicosa, 1267 nucleotides. RefSeq names its product mitochondrial carrier. Bases 199 to 1068 code for a protein of 289 amino acids. The transcript has 3 exons. NCBI's taxonomy places the organism in Eukaryota, Fungi, Ascomycota, Sordariomycetes, Xylariales, Hypoxylaceae. The record is from RefSeq and is a predicted model, not a curated record. Gene Ontology annotation, biological process: mitochondrial citrate transmembrane transport.